CAGGUGUUCAGUGACAUGACGGUGGGCGAGGGGGAGAUGGUGUGCGUGGAGCUGGUGGCGAGCGACAAGAGCAACACCUUCCAGGGCGUCAUCUUCCAGGGCUCGAUCCGCUACGAGGCCCUCAAGAAGGUCUACGACAACCGGGUGAGCGUCGCUGCUAAGAUGGCCCAGCGGAUGUCUUUUGGCUUCUACAAGUACAACAACAUGGAGUUUGUGAGGAUGAAGGGGCCGCAGGGCAAAGGUCACGCCGAGAUGGCCGUCAGCAGGGUGCCGACGGGCGACACCUCCCCCUGUGGCACGGAGGAGGACCAGGUGUCCCCCAUGCACGAGAGGGUGAGGAGCACAAACACCGUGAAACCCGAGACCUCAAGUACAACUUAGACGUACUUUUGUUAUUUCCACUUUCUUUACACUCCUCCUGUUUCCAGCUUUAGUCAAGUUAUUAAACCGACCUGUUAAAGUUAUUCUCAGGCCUCGUCCACACUUUAGCUGCGUGUCACAAAUGAUCUCCGUCUAUUUUAGACCGUUAUUAAUAUUAUUUUUGGAAACUUAACGCUGUGUUUCUUGGUAUUACUGUGGAAAAGUGUUUAUUUCUCUGAGGAACACACCGC
Messenger RNA from Micropterus dolomieu (smallmouth bass), 611 nucleotides. RefSeq lists its product as uncharacterized. The transcript has 2 exons. The coding region runs from base 16 to 381 and encodes 121 amino acids. The record is from RefSeq and is a predicted model, not a curated record. NCBI's taxonomy places the organism in Eukaryota, Metazoa, Chordata, Actinopteri, Centrarchiformes, Centrarchidae.